Corythoichthys intestinalis (scribbled pipefish) is the source of this 2735-nucleotide messenger RNA. RefSeq names its product serine/arginine repetitive matrix protein 2-like. Bases 407 to 1174 code for a protein of 255 amino acids. The transcript has 8 exons. The record is from RefSeq and is a predicted model, not a curated record. NCBI's taxonomy places the organism in Eukaryota, Metazoa, Chordata, Actinopteri, Syngnathiformes, Syngnathidae.
AAAUAGCAUUUAAACAGAGCAAAACAAAUAAAUUACGAAUGCAAAUCAUCAUAAUGAUAGUAAUAAUAAUAAUGAUACCUGUAAUCAUGUAACGAAUGGGGUUCUAAUGUGGCAGUGUGUUUUGCCUGGUGUACCUGAACGCACCGCGCGGGUGACUUGACAGAGGGAGGGAGGUUGGACUUUAUACUUUCAUUUUGUUCAGCUGGGGCGGACAAUAGGCAUGUUUUGUUGCACCUGUUCUGAAAUAAAACCUGACGAAGCUGGGGACUUUUACAAUUGUCACCUUAACUUAUAAAGACUGGCAGACGGAGAUUGGACCGUCGAGAUUCCAGACAUUUUACGGCGGUAUUGUCAAGUCAGUUCACUGACGCGCCCACGAUGCUCAUAUUUUUCUAUCAUUUCCACGAUGAGGACGCGUUCUCGCGCCACUGAGGACCGGGCGCCCAAACGUAGAAAGAAAAUGGCGGCCAGUCGCCGCUCGUCCUCAGACACCUCGUCGUUCUCGGACACCUCCUCGUCAUCCUCCUCGUCCUCCGCCUCGUCUUCCUCACGCACGUCUUUGACAUCGGACGACAACGAAACGGCCGGGCAGUCUGAUUGGUGCCCCUUCCUGACGGCCGAGGAGAAGAGGUGGAUGCGCGGCGAGCGGGACGCCGCCUCGGCAGGCGCUACACAGGAAGUGGUCAUCGAUGAUGAAGACUGCGACCAAAUGGUGCGCGCGGCGCAGCUGGAGGAAGACGAAGCGUUUGCGCGGAGCCUGCAGGCGCAGUUUGACCAAGAGGAGGUGGAGUCACAUCAUCAUCAUCAUUUCGGGCGUGACGGGUCACCGCCACCGCGACAGACAGGUGGCCGGCGCAGACGGAGGAAUGCGGUGGCGGCGCCGCAGCACGAUUUCUCCGGGGAUGACUAUGAGGCCCUCCUGGCGUUUGAGGAGCGUCAAGGCGCAGUGGUGUCCAAGAAGCUGACGCGGGGCGAGGUCCAGCGCUUCCCCGUCAAGUGCUACGACGGCGGCGGCGGGAACACGCAGUGUCAGAUUUGCUUCUGCGACUACGAGCGCGGCGAGCGGCUGAGGAUGCUGCCGUGUUUCCACGACUACCACGCCGAUUGCGUGGACCGAUGGCUGCAGGAGAACGCCACCUGCCCCAUAUGCAGAGUGGACCUGGCUGACCUUUGACCUCUUUUACAGAUGCCGUCUUCGAUGAUACAUUUCGUUGUUGUUGUUUCUAAUAAACGUUUCCAUUUGUUCAUUUUUGGAUUUGCAUAUUAAUCCUAAAAGUUGGACAUGUGACAUAAAUGUAUCCACAAAUUUUUUUCAAGGGAUUUCAUAAAUAUUCAUCUAUAUUUUCAAAUGUCUUUUUAAUCCCACAAAUUGAUGUCAAAUAAUAGUCUGCAAUUGGUUAAGAUAGAGACCCCUGUUUGAGAAAAUCGAUCGAUGAAAUAAGGAAUUUAAUAUUCAUUUUAAAAGACUUUAAACAUUUUAAAAUUGUUUUUUAAAAGGAAACGACUGUCAGUAUUCUGUUUCAUGAUUUUAGAACAAAUCUUUUGCACACUAAUCGCAAAAACAUAGGCGGAGUUUGACUUUCGGGGCACUAGGGCACAACAUGUUGAUAAUUUCAUUGCUGACACAGCAUUUCGGGGUUAAUUUACAAGAAUAGUAAAAACAAUGAGUUUUUUUGUUUCCCAUCAUUCUUGAGGGGAAUUCUAAAUUUGGCUGCGUAGGACAGCUAUAAUUUCCGCCAGGACAUGUCCCCCAAAUGACCUGAUAUGACCAGGACAUGUCCCCAAAUGACUGGAUAAGACAAGGGCACGUCCCCUAAAUGUCCCCAAAUGACCAGGACAUGGCCCAUAUAACCUGAUAUGACCAGGACAUGUCUCCCAAAUGACCCGAUAUGAACAGGACAUGUCCCCAAAUACCCUGAUAUGACCAGGACGUGUCCCCCAAAUGACCUGAUAGGACCAGGACAUGUCCACCAAAUGACCUGAUAUGACCAAAACGUCCCCCAGGUGACCUGAUAUGACCAGGACAUGUCCCCAAAUGACAUGAUAUGUGACCAGGGCAUGUCCCCAAAUAACUUGAUAUGACCAGGACAUGUCCCCCAAAUGACCUGAUGGGACCAGGACAUGUCCCCAAAAUGACCUGAUAAGACCAAAACGUCCCCCAAGUGACCUGAUAUGACCAGGACGUGUCCCCAAAUGACAUAUGUGACCAGGACAUGUAUGCUAAUGACUUUAAAUGACCAGGACAUGCCUCAAAUGACCCCAAAUGACCUGAUAUGACCAGGACAUGUCCACCAAAUGAACUGUCCAUCCCAGGAUGGACAGGCUAUAGACCCUACUCACCUACGUCACAAAAUGACGUGUCGCUGUAUCCGGCCGCCAUAUUGUCCGCAUUUUUUAGACCUAUUCUCAUUGUUUUCAAUUAGUCGCGCAAGUUAUAGAGCAAUUCAUGGAAGCCCCGGUGUUAUCUGACGCUGUAAACUCAUUGGAUGCGUUGCAUAAAAGGCGUUACGUGGAAAAGCUUCAGUUUAUCCAUUCGCCAGAUCCGUAUUUCAUGCCUCAAUCAAUGUUUUUUGACCCGCUGUCUUCGCCGUCUUUGCCUGACAUCUGCUACCCUGAUAUUUACAACUAUCUUGUCCACACAAAGUCAGCCUAUUCUCACGAAAGUUUGAAAAACUUUAAGAGCUUGGAGGCCUAUAAAUACUUGGUUGCUGGUUGGGUGAAACAGGUCCUCGUCC